AUGCGUGCUGCUCAGGCACGGCUGCUGAUAGCGGUUGUGUUGCAAUCGGCGACGGCUCUGGCCAUCAACCUCUAUGUCUCGAUCACCGGCGACGACGUAAAGGGGGAUGGCACCCUCCACCUUCCCUACAAGACCAUCCAAGGAGCGAUCGACGCAUCCUGGGAUCUAGACGUCAUCGUGCUGCUGGAUGGCCAUCAUGUGAGCGACAAGGAGAUCAGGUUCAGGGGCAGGAAGCUGACUGUACGCGGUGACUCCCCUCCUGUCACAAGAUAUGGCAGCUGCUGGCCUGUCAUGACAGCAGAUCCACUCGUUCCCACCCUCUCACGCUGCAACAUCAGCUCCUUCCCGCAGACAUGGUCCCAACGGCAGUACAACGACUUCAUGGAGGUGGGCCAGGAGACGACUGUCCAAUGGUUCCCUCCGUCUCACGCAGACCCGGCCAUGGCUGACCCUGCAUACCAUGCUGUGCUGAGCUAUGAUCUUGGUGUGCGCGAUCCCUCCAACCCUCCUCGCUCCUGCUCGGGCUCGAUCUCAGCCGGGAGCAGGUGGAGCUGUGGUUUGAUGGGAUGCAAGUAUAAUUUUUCCGGGUCGGGGGACGAGCAAGCCGCGAUCAACAGCGCUGUGAGGAUCGUGGGAGCAAGAUUCAUCUUCCUAGAGGGAGACGAAGUGAUUCUGAGGGAUCUUGACAUCAGGGGACAGGACGAGAACUUUGCUACUGCUUCUGCGAUCGAAGGGGGGUGCUUGUUCUCUACAGGAAGGAACAAUAUCACCGUGGUUGACUCGGUCUUAUCCUCUUGCUCCUCGAAGCUCAGCGGAGGAGCGGCGAGCAUAGGCUUCGAGUCCAAGAUGACUUUCCGUGGAGUUCGCUUUCUGAACAACUCAGCGAGGAACGGAGGAGCCAUGUCGUUCAAGAUGCGGUCGACGGUCCUUUGCAGCCACUGCGAGUUUUCCGGCAACUUGGCGGAGAAGGGAGGAGGCAUUUACGUCGACGAUGUUUCCUCCCCUCAGUUUGAAUCCUGCGACUUCUACUCGAACACUGGAACGUACGGGGGAGCGAUCUAUGCAGGAGGGAGGUCCUCGCCGGCCGUGGUAGACUCCGCGUUUGUUCACAACUCAGCGCUGGAUGGAGCAGUUAUCUAUGCUGGAAACAUGGCGAUCAUUGACACGGCCAACUGCACGUUUCAGAACAACUCGGCUGAGAGGUAUGGAGGCGUCGCCGUGCUGGAGCAGGGAGGGUCGCUGUGGUCAAGGGGGGACGCCAUGUUCUUCAAUUUCGCCAGCAGAGCAGGAGCAGCGAUCUACUCCAAGAAUGCAGACCCGAACAGAUGGCGUGACUCGUAUCAAGUGCAGAACAGAUUCAACCUCCUCUCCCUCCACGACGACAACUUCCUACUCAAUACAGCGGCCAUCUUCGCCGGCCAGGUCUACCCCAAGGCCUUGUCCGAUGCUGUCUUCUCUAGUUCUAAUGGGAACAAGAUCUGCAACGGUCGCGGGUCCCUCGACGAGAACCUCGAGUGCCUCUGCCGCCUGCCUUACACAGGCGUCAACUGCGAGGUUCAGUGUAAAGGGCUGCUGCUCCUCGACAGCUGGAAUGGGACGUCCAACGCUUCAUCAGGGAACCAUACUGCGAACGCAACUUCUACUGUUGUGUGCUCGGGCCAUGGGACCUGUCUAGUCGGCUCUGCUGUGUUCGACACCGAAUGUAGAUGGUUUGGGGGCAGGAGCGAUUGCUCGCAGAAAUGCCCGGGUACAACUCAGUCUUCCGUCUGCUCCGGCCAUGGGGACUGUUUCCUUGAGAACGGCACCGCUACCUGCUCUUGUUUCUUCGGGUGGGGAGGAGAAGAAUGUGACGAGAUUCGUCUGUACGUGCUGGGGACAGGAGGCAACCAAUCGAGGUUGAAUCGAGUGAUCCGCCUCGGGGACAAGAUGCUUGCCAAUAACAGGGAGAGUGGCCUGCACCUUCUAGUGCUCAAUCGAACAGACUUGACGGUCGUGUGGGACUACAGCUACGAAGUGAUGAAGUUCGAGUAUCCAGCCAGCCAGUACUCUUCCGAGAGAUUUUAUCUCUUCGGGGGCAAUGAUGGAACCAUCAACGUUGCAACUGGGAUCGCCGAGGAUGGAACCUGCGGCUCACUCAACAGCAGCACGGACGGCGUUCUCACCCGAAACCCACAGGUCUCCUCCUACUACUUUGGGGAGGGGGAGGCGAACAGGAUGGCAAGGGACUUGAGCCUCUUCGACGCUCGCCAUCUCGCCAUCGUCUCCUCUUUCUUCGCAUGGGAGAACCACACCAACCCCGCAUUGUUGCAGGCGCUGAAGAGGAUCGGAGGGCCGGACCUCGAGCCCUUCGUACAGGACAAGCAAGGCAGCGGCCACGCUCUGAUCAUUGUUGGCAUCCCGGACUCAGGAGAAGGGAACGGGACGUUCAUGCUCAGCCCGCCGCCUGAUCCUGCUGCUGGCUACGCGACGAGCGUGGCGGAAGUGGAGGUCAACCUUAAGUCGAGAGUUGAAGAGGAAGCUGUGCUGUGGUGCGGGGCUCGAGUGUACGAGCAUGGCGUCGACGUCUCACACCUAGUGGGAACGGCCUGCGUUAGGGACGGCCAAGUGGUGGCGAACUUUGAGGAUGGUGCGGAUGGAAUCAUAGGAGGAGGGCUGGCGGUUGAGCCGGUGAAGACGAUCAGGACAGAGACGGUGAGGAACGAGACCGGAGGACAAGUUGCCCGAUGGUUCGUCGUGGCCCGGGCACCUCCCGACACUCCGAGGCUUGAAGCAUGGGAUCUCCUCUCAGACUUCGACCUUUCCUCCGGGCCAAGUCCCCUCCUCCUCUCCUCUUCAACCAUCGUGCAGCCAUGCUGCAACAGGAGCGUGCGAUGGAACCAUGGUGGCUGUCGCAAGGGCCGCACGGUCAGCCGCUCCCCACAGACGUUGGAGGGAGAGAUCCUAGUGUGCGAGCAGUCGGGGUGGCUGCUGGAGGAUGGAAGCACGUGGCCCGGUCACUUCGGCAACUUGGACUUGGCCGGGCCCUUCGGAGACUCACUGAACCGCAACGAGGACGACCUGAUCGCUUCACAGCCUGACCCCCUCCGUGGGGCCUACACACCCUACGACUACCAGCCCGGGCACAGGAACACGCCCUUCACAGAGGAGGACAUCGUGCCGCAGCUCCAGGAGCAGCUCCCCCCGCGCGGCCUGCAGGACCUUUACAGCUCCUUCCUCGAGGUGCCGACCCCCACUCCAGUCUUCAAGGAGUGUGAGGUGGGGGUGAACGAAUGCGAGCAGAGAAGCGUGCUGGACCCUGCGGUCCUGAACGAGUGCUCUCUCGGCCAGUGCAACGUCGACACAGGAUGGGAGGCCUCGCAGCGAUGGCAGAAGCCUCUCAGUUAG
Molecule: messenger RNA, 3384 nt
Organism: Guillardia theta CCMP2712
Lineage: Eukaryota; Cryptophyceae; Pyrenomonadales; Geminigeraceae
Exons: 14
Coding region: 1-3384 (1127 amino acids)
Source: RefSeq, a predicted model, not a curated record